UCUGAGGGGGGAACCACCGUGUUUGUCAGUAUGACAGACAUUUACGAUUGUCAUGAGAAACUCCAGAGGGACACCCAAUUCCUGUGCUCACAUCAGAGGCUGGACACUGAACUGGUUGACAGACUUGUGCUGCAGCUGAACAGGAUCUACCCCCAGAUACUCAGCGACAAGGAAGCACACAGGUUCAGGAACCUGAGUGUGCCCACAAAAGUGCGGUUAGCAGAGCUCUUGACGCACCUGUAUGUGAAGGGAGAGGAGGCCUGUCAUGAAUUCUACAGAGGACUUCACAUCCAUGCUGAGGAUGUCUACACCAGCCUGCCCACUAGAGUCACCCAGAGAGAUAUGGUGGAGCCUAAAUGGAAGUACAAUGCAGCCAGCACCCAAGAGCGAUACGUGCUUAAUGACAGAGGACCGAUGUUCUUCCUGAGCUGUUUCAGUUUUUUAGUCGGUGUUGCAAUGCUCUACUAUUAUGGAGAGGGUGACACAUUAAGAUGUACCAGACCUUUUCUUCACUGCUCUGCUGCUGCGCUAAGUAAUGGUGCUAAAGAUGUUUUGAUUUCCUAUGCUGAGGUUUGAAAACAGAAUAGAAGAGGCCAUUGAGGUGCUGAAAAUGAAGAUCGGGUCCUUUGACAACAUCAAACCAUUAAAUGUUCCCCUUUGCAGUGCCAAACUCAGAACCUUGAAGAGCUACGUGAUUUUUUCAUUUUCAUUUUACCUUUGUCUUAACAGUACUUGACUUGUUUUGCAGUACUUGUAUGGAAAACAUGUAAUGUUCUACCCCAAAGCUUGUAUAUAUGAGGCUUAUUUUCUGUAUGCAAUGAUUCCAGUCACAUUCUCUAUAAAAUGUAAUAUUUGCUGCACUCCGACUGACCUCUGCUUAGGUUUGAGCUGAGUGGAGCUAUGCUGGCAAUCACAUUAUGUCACUAAACUCUACUGAAGGCAUUAGUAUGAAUAAUGGGGGGUUAUGUUGUCCUACUAACAGAGUUCCUACAAGAGUUGCAAAGUAUUUAUACUGCCUAAGUGUGCAAACUUACUGUUUCCCUGUAAUCUGUUCAUGCAUUGCAUUCUUUCAUCUCCCUGUGCCUUGACGGUGGUGCGGAUAAUGGGACAAGCACAAAGGAUUAUGGGUCAGAAUUUUCAAAAUAUAUACUUGUCUAAUACAAAAUGUUACUAGAUAAAGUAGAAAGUCUUUUUGCACAUCAAAUCCAAUAUGCAUACUGCAAUGAUACAUUACAGCAUCCAUACAUUUAUACCGCUUAGUAUGGCAUAAGAAUAUUAA
Molecule: messenger RNA, 1279 nt
Organism: Notolabrus celidotus (New Zealand spotty)
Lineage: Eukaryota; Metazoa; Chordata; Actinopteri; Labriformes; Labridae
Product: caspase recruitment domain-containing protein 19-like
Exons: 6
Coding region: 31-576 (181 amino acids)
Cellular component (GO): mitochondrion
Source: RefSeq, a predicted model, not a curated record